CCCCACGCCAAUGGCUUAUUCGGUUACAGCUUUGUUUACUUACUCUUUUAAUUGACUAGCAUGCUCGCGUUUCGAUCGAGACUACUAUCGGCAGUCUCUCAUCAUCCAUUUCUCUGGUGAUGACAUCUAAUUGCUUCCAGAUACUCUAUUAUUCCCCACACUUCAGUAAUGGCGGAAACAAGCACGUCGGGGUCUCCACGGAGAUCAGGGACAGCGGACAUUUUGCUCAUGCCAUUGGAAGUCUUCUGGAUGAUCUUGCAGUAUCUUGAUGCCAGGGAUAUUGUGCGAUGUCGUCGGGUUUCAAAACAUUGGAACGAAGCAUUUAUCAACCCAGAGUAUCUAGCUCGCCUGUUGAUUCGACUGUUUCCCAGAGCUCCAGAGGUUCGUGCGCUGAAAGGCAAACAGUCGUUGGACGAGCUACUCUCCACGGUUCAGAGUGGUGAGCAUUGGCGUGAAUUAUUCGACAAGGUUGCCUCGAGAUACGAUCAUCUCAGCCGGGGCAAGCCAAGGUCGAUCCAAAAGCUCAAGCUCUGUGAUGACUUUGGAGUCACUGGAGAAAGAGAAUGGUUUCAGGUACAGCCUUGGGAUAGCCACGCCAGUCAUCUCAUGCAGCGCGUUGAUUACCUCUAUUCCGAAACAUUCUGGACCUACGAGGAUGGUCUGCUUGUGUACCCCAGCGCAGAUUACUCCUCUUUGGUCCUCAUGAAUGUGGAGACCGGUGAACAGGUUAUGGUACCGUUCUUGAUUAUCGGUAAGGUGAUUAGGAGGAUCCGCUUGCAGAAACGUGUCCUUGUAGUGGAAUGGGCUGAACCAAAGGCCUUCCACUGGCUGAACGACAGCGACGGCGUCCAUCGUCAUUUUGCAUCUUCAUUUGACGUGACCCAAGAAGCCAAUGGCAACUGGGACGUCGCGUUUCGCAACGAAUGGAAGAUCAUGUUCCUCGGCCAUCCUCUGAGUGAGAGAGAUCGGUUCUACUCCACUCAUAACAAGACGCAUUAUGUGAUCUACAUAUGGCAACCUAAUCGCAGCUUGUACACUGCCGACGAGGAUGCUCCGAUCGAGUCCCUGUUCGUCUGGGACAUUUCAAAGCCAUGUCCCUACAGGCCCUCUUUGGAUCCUACCGGGCGUCAACGGAGCGAAGAGCAGGAUCAAGCUCCCUCCAUUGUCUCUCGUUUCGGUUUCAGAGAGUUAGGGUUCUUCUCUGUCAGACAACGGGGAGUACCGGGCAUGCAAGGUCUAGAAAUAACCGAUGAUGGCCAAGCCAUAGAAAUCAUCGAGAACUUGUGCACAGGACCGCUUGACCGACUCGUCGGACCGACGGAGUGGACGUCUCAGGUGCAGAUCACGAGCAUUCCCCUGAUUGGCGAUGGACCAGUAUGGAGGCGAGACGUUGGCUACAUCUUAUCUCCUUACCGCGGGAGCAAUGGGUUACAGACGAAGCCCCUCGGUCUGCUUUGCAAGCAGUUCUGGUACACUGUCAUUUCCGAGGUCUAUGACAGAAAUUCAAAGGCAGGAUUUGCUUUGCACCUGUCUCCGUUGGGCUGGCCUUUUGAUUCCAAGAUUUAUAUGAGCAUACAGACACCAUACUCUCGGAUUGUCUUGAAACCCGACGAUGUUUUUGAACUCGCGGGUAAGGGGAAGAUUUGCGGAAAUGAGAAAUUCGUGAUAGGCGAAAAUGCGAACCGCGAGCUUGUCAUCUGGAGAUUCGACCGCUAGACACGAUUGGUUUCUUGGGUCAAACGCACGAAGUCCUCAUCGUCGCGCGAUCUGCGGAACUGCCCUUGCUACAUCCACGGAAGCGGGCAAUCUGUCAAUAUCCAGCUAGCUUUCAUCCGCUCUUCUCCACUCUUCUCAGAUGAACGAGGCGAAAUUGUCUAUGAAAGUCAUGAAGACAGACGAUUACUGUUUCGUUGACUAUUGAGGUGCCGUCCCUCAUGAGCUAUUGAACGGUAACCCCUCUGCCAGCUGGACUGGCAAGUCCGAGCCAAGGAGGACAAGUAUGAUCGCUGCGAGCUUUCCCACUCCUUCUCAACGAAAGUAAGUCACUGGAAUUCAAGGCGGCACUUACACUCCAGAAACCAGCUACGGAAGGUCUACAUGGUAGCGAGAAACUCGUAUUGACUGGCCGACUCCCGGAAAAAGAUGCAGCUUGAGUUUCGUUUGUGAAUGGAUAGGGAGUAGCCGGCGAUAAUUGCAGCAGAAUUCAGAUAGCUAGC
Molecule: messenger RNA, 2216 nt
Organism: Aspergillus novofumigatus IBT 16806
Lineage: Eukaryota; Fungi; Ascomycota; Eurotiomycetes; Eurotiales; Aspergillaceae
Product: F-box protein
Exons: 1
Coding region: 169-1716 (515 amino acids)
Molecular function (GO): protein binding
Source: RefSeq, a predicted model, not a curated record